AAAUAUUUAUUUCUGUUUCGGUGGCAAACUGGAACGUGUUGUCCUCUUCUGAGCUCUGAGAGGAAUCAAUAAGUAGUAUCCGCAAGUACAGAGAUUUUGACUCCUGCACUCACCACUCUCACUCUGUUCUACUCUCUUCCUCAUCUCAGCGGAUCUGUAUCACUCUUCCAGGGCCGUCGAAUCAAUGUGUACAAAUGGUCUCUCUCUUUUUUUUUUUUGUUAUUGAUUUUGAUUCAUUUGGCAUUAACGUAUCCAGUUUUUCGCUUUUAGGAUAUGGGAUUUUUGUGUUGAUUAAUUUGACCUAUCCCAGUGUUAAUUUAGGUUUGGGUUGCUGUUAAUAUUGUGUGAUUAUAAGUUUCAUAGGAACUGUGAGUUUUGAACAGGUUUUAUGUAUUUUUAGGUGAUUCUGACAGCGACAUCGAAUCCACCAGUAAGGGUGAAACUAGCUUAAAUUUGCACAAUGUGGUUAGCUCAAAAUCCCAGCAAGAGAUGGGGCGAAUUGUUCUUUCUGUUGUACACACCAUUCUGGCUGACCCUUUGCCUCGGCAUUGUUGUUCCAUAUAAGUUAUAUGAGACAUUUACAGAAUUCGAGUACCUGGUUCUUGGGCUUAUUUCAGCAGUACCUGCUAUUCUUCUACCAGUUAUAUUUGUAGCUAAGGUAAUCUCUGCAUAAAUUCUGGUUAAUUUGUUGAUUUCAGUUGCAGUAGUUGUCAUAAUGAGAUUCAGGACUGGCAAUUUUAUGGACUAUGUCAAUGUCCUUGUCUACUCUCAUGAAAAUUGCUUGCAUUACAAGUGUGUGCAUGGUUCACUCCUUUUCAUCCCAACAGUACAUAACAUUAAAUCACGUCCCAAUUCCAUAUUCCGUCUUUCCAAUUUUUGCUGAUUAUAUGUAAUUAUUGAGUAUUUUUUAUAUUGUAAAUCAAUUGAUGGGCACAGUUGAGUCGAUGGACUCACGAAGGAUCAGUGUUGGGAGACUGAUUCUGUGCAUUGACAAAAAGAGAGUCAAAGAUGAGGAUGUUGACCCUGAUUUAUGGUCACACUACAAAGUAAAUAACUAUGUUCCAGAAAGAAAGUGGGCUGGUAUGUAUCAGCAUAAUAUCUUUAAAUUGACAAGAAUGAUAUUUAGAAAUACAUAUUAUAAGAUGCAAAUGGGGAGAGCUAAAAGAUUAUGAGACAUACAGACAGAAGGAUAUGAUACCCUUAAACUCAAGAAAAUGUAUAUAUUCUGAAAAUGUGAGACCGGGAUAGGAUGCAGCCAAACCAACAGUGUCAUAGAAAAUUUGUUGCUGAACCGUAUAGCUAAAUUCCAGCACUGAAUGUAUACGACCAGAAUCAUGUGGAUUGAAAUUAUUUCCAUUCUUUGUUACGGUAUUCGAUUAGUUUACGUUGACCCAAGCACACUAACUUUGGUUUGUAUGUUAAUUUUGCAGGCUGAUAGGAAUGUUUCUUGGAGCAGUCGAUAUUGGGUAAAGGCUAAUCUCUGGAUAGGAAUUUUUAGUUAUGUUGGAAACUACUUUUGGACUCAUUACUUCUUCAAAGUAUUGGGUGCUUCAUAUACCUUUCCGUCAUGGAGGAUGAAUGAUGUGCCUCAUACAACUUUUCUUCUUGCUCAUGUCUGCUUUUUGUUUUACCAUGUUAUAUCCAACAUUACUCUUCGUAGAUUACAGCAUUCCAUUGCUGAUUUACCUGAGAGGAUUCAGUGGGUAUUUAAGGCUGGCUGGAUCUUGGCUCUUGCUUAUUUCAUCGCAUACCUAGAGACAGUAGCUAUUGCUAAUUUUCCGUACUAUACAUUCAUUGACCGAGAAUUAAUGUACAAAGUGGGCUCCUUGUUUUAUGCAAUUUAUUUCAUUGUCAGCUUCCCAAUGUUUCUCCGGGUUGACGAGAAGCCUGGUGAUCCAUGGGAUUUGCCCAGGGUGGCAAUUGAUGCUUUGGGGGCUGCAAUGCUUGUCACCAUUUUACUCGACUUGUGGCGCAUUUUCCUUGGACCAAUUGUCCCCAUGUCUGGGAGCCAACAGUGUCUUCAACAGGGACUGCCUUGGUUUGCAGAACAGAGUCAGCAAUUUUGAACCUGAUUGAGAAAAUCCAAUCAAGUGAGUUAGAUCCCUGAGACCCUGACUAAUCUUAUUUGCAGGCCCUUCUCCAAUUUGUUGUAACACCACAUGUGUCAUGUAACUUCUUGUAUCCUUUAUUGUGACAAAACAUUGCCAGUAGAACUAGAAGUCCAAAAGAGGUGCCAUAUUUUUGUAAACUGUUCGUUAUGGUAUCUUGAUUCGCUGUUGAUAACAUGGAUUAUCUGUUGCCUGCUGCAUGAUUGCAGAUGAUUCUAUGUAUGACUACUUAGGAAAUUCGGUGUAUGUUCAUUGAGGUUUUUGAGCGUGAUGGUUCUGAAGUACUUCAUUACAUAAGUUGACGCUAGUUUACUUUUCUGGAAACCCUCUACCACUAGAGUUGAAAUUCGUCUCUGCAAACAAAUCAAAUUGUG
Molecule: messenger RNA, 2482 nt
Organism: Oldenlandia corymbosa var. corymbosa
Lineage: Eukaryota; Viridiplantae; Streptophyta; Magnoliopsida; Gentianales; Rubiaceae
Source: the annotation of a GenBank genome assembly